ACAUUAUUUAUUGACAACAAUUCUUUGCUAGUGGCUACGACGAGUUGAAAGAAGAGAAAGCGGAGAGAGGAACUCCAUCUCCGACGAUCUCUCUUUCUCUCUUCUCAAUUUGCAAAUGUCUGACGAACCCUUUCUCACUCGCUGGAGCUUUCAGGAUUUUAAGUUUGUUUAUGAUGCGAAGUUUGGAAGGAAGAAGGAGCGGAGGCCGGAGGAGGAGGAUUCUGCAAUGGCGAAUCAGAGCAAUGGGAAUGGUACAGCGAAUGGUGGUCGAAAGCGAGAGCUAGCCGUGUACGAGCAGUAUAGGAACGAGGCUACUAAUGGGACAAACUCAAAUGGAGGUUUGGCAAAUGGUGCUCAGGAUACUUCUACUGUGCAGAAGCCCCUGCUUCCUCCUUUUGAAGAUGCAGAAACACGUAACUUAGCGGAAAGUCUAUGCAGGGACAUAAUUCGUGGCACUCAAGAUGUCACGUGGGAGAGCAUAAAGGGUCUUGAGACUGCUAAACGUCUUCUUAAAGAAGCAGUUGUCAUGCCUAUCAAAUAUCCUAAGUAUUUCACUGGACUACUAUCACCAUGGAAGGGAAUACUUCUAUUUGGUCCUCCAGGAACAGGAAAAACUAUGCUGGCAAAGGCUGUUGCCACAGAAUGCAAUACCACUUUUUUCAAUAUUUCAGCAUCAUCUGUUGUCAGUAAAUGGAGGGGUGACUCGGAGAAAUUAGUGAAAGUACUUUUUGAGCUUGCCAGGCAUCAUGCACCAUCCACUGUUUUCAUUGAUGAGAUUGAUUCAGUUAUUAGUCAUCGUGGUGAAGCACGUAGUGAGCACGAAGCUAGUAGGCGUUUGAAAACUGAGCUCCUCAUACAGAUGGAUGGCUUGAGCAGGAGUAAUGAACUUGUUUUUGUCUUGGCUGCAACAAAUCUCCCCUGGGAACUGGAUGCAGCUAUGCUACGGCGACUUGAGAAGCGCAUUCUGGUACCCCUUCCCGACCCGGAAGCACGGAGAGGCAUGUUUGAGGAACUCCUGCCAUUGCCACCUAGUGAUGAUCAAGUUCCAUACGAUGUAAUGGUGGAAAAAACAGCAGGAUACUCAGGAUCGGACAUACGGUUGGUGUGCAAAGAGGCUGCCAUGCAGCCACUUAGACGGUUGAUGACAGUUCUCGAACAGAAGCCAGAAGUCAUUCCUGAGGAUGAACUGCCUCCAGUUGGAUCAAUAGAACUCAAAGAUAUAGAGCUUGCCUUGAAGAAUACCCGACCAUCAGCACAUCUUCAUGCACACCGUUAUGAAAAGUUUAACGAAGAUUAUGGCAGUCACGUAGUCCAAUGAAAGCUAUAGAUUUAUGAUUAAUAAUGGUGUUAAUUCAGGUUUCCGAGACUAGGGGUGAAUCAAGUUUAAAUAAGGAUUGUAUUCAUGAAUAUUUGCUAAUUUAUUUUGUGCUUAUUUAAAUUAUGAUGGAUUUUGUCCAUAGUUUGUUGCUUUAAUUAUUGGAAAAUUUGGUAAUAUUUAUUCAA
This is a messenger RNA of Spinacia oleracea (spinach), 1503 nucleotides long. RefSeq lists its product as uncharacterized. Lineage: Eukaryota; Viridiplantae; Streptophyta; Magnoliopsida; Caryophyllales; Amaranthaceae. The transcript is spliced from 11 exons. Gene Ontology annotation, molecular function: ATP hydrolysis activity; ATP binding. The record is from RefSeq and is a predicted model, not a curated record. The coding region runs from base 116 to 1318 and encodes 400 amino acids.